AUGGGUGAAAAGAUCACCGAAGAUCAAGUCGCCAACCUGCUGGCAAUACUGCGAACUGAUGGGUCCGUAGAUGCGAAGGUCAACCAAAUUAACAACAUCAAAUCUAGUAUCAAACAGCAUAAUGUUCCCGAACCAUGCAUCCUUUCGCUAUUCGAAGCCUUGCGCAUUGCGUUGUCGUCGCAGCACGCUGCUCUGGUCAACGCUGGAUUCUCUACCCUCAAUCAUCUCCUCACCAGGUUAUCACGUCAGGAACCAAAAUAUAUCACGAAAGAGGCUGCACGGACUUUGCCCAUGAUAAAUGAUAAGAUGGGUGAUCAGAGGGAGAAAUAUAGACAGCUUGCUGCGCAAUGUCUUACAACCUUCUGGAAGAAUGCGCCGAUGGAUGUAGAAAGAAUUGUGAAGAACGCAGGACUGGUCGGAAAAAACUCAAGAAUGAAAGAGACUUCAAUGAAUUGGAUUGUACAGAUGCACCAAGAGCAUGGCAUGCCAUUCAAAAGUUUUGUAACUACAUUAAUGGAAUUACUGGAAGAUGCCGAUGGCAUGGUAAGAGAUACUGCGAGAAAUACUGUCAUCACUUUAUUUCACAGAAAUGCUCCAAAUGGGGCCAAAUCAGAUCUCAAAAAGCAAUUGAAGAAUUUCAAUGUUCGCCCAGCGAUCGUAUCAGCUAUCACAAGUCAACUUAUACAAGCAGGACCCCCCGUGGUUGUGGAGCAGGAAAGACCUGAAGCCCCUAUGCGAAACCCCUUAGCUACCAGCGCAUCUGCCAUGAACAUCUCCAGACCAGCAACACCAGAAGUCAGGGUGGAGCAAGUGGAACCUGCAUAUGUGAAUACACAGAGAGAACUAGAGGAAACCUUUCAGGAAAUGCAGCAAUGGUUUCAGGACAAGGAGUCUGAAGCUAAUUGGUUAAAGAGAGAACAAAGUUGUACAAAAUUACGGAGACUGAACGCCGGAAAUGCCCCAAGCGACUAUCACGAUGCUUUCCUUGCUGGUAUCAAGAGCCUCCUUGAUGGUAUUUUAAAAGCUGUUAACUCACUGAGAACAAGUCUCUCCAAAGAAGGGUGCAGUCUCGUCCAAGAGGUUGCUAGAACUGCUGGACCUGGACUGGAUCCUAUGGUCGAAAUUCUGUUACAAAACCUCAUCAAGCUAUGUGGUGGUACCAAGAAGAUCAGUUCGCAGAAUGGAAAUGCCACUGUUGAUAUUAUUAUUAGUGGUGUCACCUAUAAUCAUCGAAUUAUGCAGCAUAUUUGGCUUGCAUGCCAAGAUAAAAAUGUUCAGCCCAGAACAUAUGCCACAGGCUGGCUCAAAACCUUGCUAAAGAAGGAGGCGCAACACAAGAGUCACGUUGAACACAGCGGAGGCUUGGAACUAAUAGAAAAAUGUCUAAAGAAAGGUUUAGCCGACGCAAAUCCUGGUGUUCGUGAGAAUAUGAGAUCAACCUAUUGGACUUUUGCUCAGAUCUGGCCAGCAAGAGCUGAAAUAAUCAUCGAGGACCUAGAACCCACUCAGAAGAGAUUAUUAGAAAAUUCUGCAGACAAUCCUAAUGCUCCAAAGAAGGCAGCGGCAGUCAGCACCAGGCCAGGCCUUGGUUUCUCUAAGAGCAGUACGGGACCUCCUAGACCUUCUUUGAGGGAGACCAUGCUGGCCCAGAAAAAGGCACAAAUGGCCAACAAGAAUAUUCCUUCUCGUCCUGGUUCUGCAAUGUCAACGUUUUCUCCGACGAGGACCGUGCCAACUAAAUCAUCUUCAGAAGCAGCUCCCACACGACCAUAUCUAGAAGCUAAUGCAUCUCGGGGUGGUCUUUCUGUCGCACCCAUGCGACCAAGUAAAUCCAAGAGACCAGAACUCGCUCCUAGGCCUGCAACUGCUGGCCCAUAUUCUGUAAGAAGAACUAACCAAGCUUCCAGCGAAGCAAAUGCCAGUCCUUCGUCAUCUACAACCGCAAGACCACCAAGAUCCAAAACUCCCGUUGCUACCAGUUCUCCCCAAGCUAGAAGGGCUCCGGUACCCAGACCUAACACAAGCCAUACUAGUCAUCCAACACAAUCUAGUCAGCCAACUCAAUCCACAUAUACAAGCCCUGCAAAAACUGUACCUGGAAAGGUUACAACGGCCUCUCCAAGGCUUGCUGCUUCUCCGCAUAUUAGUAGCCCUGUUAGGACAAGAACUAAAUCAGUACCUGGGGCACCUCUAUCUAGUCCCACACGAGCAGAUGAAGAUUUUACUAUGGUUGUUCCCACCAUUACAGGAUUAGAGCGGAUCCAAUCUGAGAAAAGUCACCAGGUCUUUGACUCAUCUAACAGAGAAGAAAUCAAAGCUCCUGUCAAUCAGCCAAUGAAAGUUUAUGAGGAUCCAUUCUCGAGCACAGAUGACACAACUACUCCUAGACCCACAGUUACUGCAUCCGUUCUAGAAGAAGUACCUGUCAAUGAAGAUGCUAUGAAUCUGUCAAGGAAUAGUAUAGGCGAACUCGAUGGCGAAGGAAUUAAGAAUCCACCAAUGUCUCCUGACAAGCUUAAGCAGACCACAAAGCUACUCGACAGUGGCAUCGCCAAAAUCAGAGGCAAAACUCUAGAUGUCCACGGUUUCCGCAAACUUCAAACAAUGAUCAAAGAUAACAAAGCCGUAUGGGGAGAUGGCAGGUUCCCUGCUCUUGUGAUGGGUCUCUUCGAAUAUCUCGAAGAACCAUUAACAAACCUCUCACCUGCGAAAGUGCAGGACGUCAAAGCACAAAUACUAGCGACAAUCAAAGUCUUGUACAAGAAUUACCGAGAAUAUUUCCGACCACAUAUCGCAAAAGGCUUCCAUUCUAUCCUCGUCACCCGCUCUUGCUAUGAUGCACGCACUCACAUUGUCAGUGGCCUCGAACUUCUCGCUGACGAGCUUGUUACACUCGCCAACCCCAAAGACACCAUCAGUACUAUUCUAAGAUCUCUCUCUGACGAGGAAAUGUCAUUAGAAGGAUGCCGAAAAUUAAGUAUGGGAUUACACAUACUCAAGCAGACACUAGAUGUCAAAUCGGAGGUUGAAUUGGACGAUGCGGAGAUCGAUAGUAUCUUGGCGUUAGCAGCAAAGUGUCUUGAGAGCAAGGAAAGCGGAGUGAGAUUGGAUGCUGUGGUACUCUGUGUGAGUACCCAUGCACGAAUCGGAGAGGCUAGAUUUUGGAGUGGAAUUGGUGGAAGAGUGAGUGGGGAUCCUAAGAGUUUGAUUACAUAUUAUAUUGUCAAGAGGCAAAGGGAAUUGGAGAUGGGAAAUUGA
Molecule: messenger RNA, 3258 nt
Organism: Sclerotinia sclerotiorum 1980 UF-70
Lineage: Eukaryota; Fungi; Ascomycota; Leotiomycetes; Helotiales; Sclerotiniaceae
Exons: 4
Coding region: 1-3258 (1085 amino acids)
Biological process (GO): astral microtubule depolymerization; mitotic spindle assembly
Cellular component (GO): microtubule organizing center; spindle microtubule; cytoplasmic microtubule
Molecular function (GO): microtubule binding
Source: RefSeq, a predicted model, not a curated record